UCCCAUUUAACCUAUGAAUUUUUUCGAAAUCACGGAAAAAUGUCCUACACAAAUUUAUUAUUAAAAAAUAGUUUAAAUUUUUACUUAAAACCAUCAUGUACAUUAUUAAUAACAUCCCGAAAUGGUCAUCGACUUCGUGGCAAACCACCAGGUGUUGCCAAAACAAUUGAACAAAGAUUACAAGAGGAUAAUCCAAUUGAUCCAGAAAUUGCGGAAAAAAUCAACAUUGGUUUUCCAAAAUUAAGAAAACCACGUUCAGAAGAACUAAAAGAACGUCUUGCUCAUUUAAAAGCCCAAAGAAGCAGUUCACAGCUGGAGAAAAUAGCACGAAGAAAUAAUUUAAGCAUUGAUUUGGACAAGGUCUAUGAAGAAUACAAGAAUACUACUGGUCAAUUUGAUCUCAAGAGAAUAGCUGAUCAUUAUAAUGUAUUUAAAGAUUUAUUUGGCGAUGCCUAUUUUGUUCCAAGAGUUGCUUUAGAUAUCAAGUAUGAAAUAAGUGAUGAUACACUUGUUCCCGUGUACAAUGGAAAUAUUGUUAAACCAUUGGAAGCAGCAAAAGCUCCACUUGUUAGUUUUGAUGGAGUUUCAGAUCCAAUUACUGGAGAGAAAUCGAAGAAGGAUUCUUACUGGACUUUGAUUGCCACAAAUCCAGAUGGUCAUUUUACUUCAAGUGACUCAGAGUAUGUUCAUUGGUUUGUUUCCAACAUACCCAAUGGAGACGUUGCAAAGGGUGAAACUUUAGUUGAAUACAUGCAACCAAUUCCUCCAAAAGGAAUUGGCUACCAACGCUACAUCUUCGUUCUAUAUAAACAAAAUUCAAAACUAGACUUUAGUGGAUACAAAAUAAACAAGAACAAUGACCUGGAACAACGUACAUUCAAAACCCUUGACUUUUACAAAAAGUACCAAGAUGAAAUAACCCCAGCGGGACUUGCAUUCUUCCAAAGUGAUUGGGAUAAGGGAAUCACUGAUUUCUAUCACAAUGUUCUAAAUUUAAAAGAACCUAUCUUUGAAUAUGAAUUCCCCAAAGCAUACCUACAGGAUCAGAAGUGGUUCCCUCUGAAACAACCAUUCAAUUUGUACCUUGAUAAACACCGAGACAUUAAACAAGUAAACAAAGAAUAUUUAGAGAAGAAACUAGCAAAGUCACAUCCAUUCAAAGGAACAGAACCACCAUUAAAAUUCCCUAACGCACAUCCUAUUAAGAAUGUACCAUCGUGGUUGAGAACAGAAAUUAGAAAAGAACGCUUGAGUUUGGGCAGAAUUAAUGAUUACAAAUAAAUUUGUCUUGUUACUAAA
Episyrphus balteatus (marmalade hoverfly) is the source of this 1299-nucleotide messenger RNA. RefSeq names its product 39S ribosomal protein L38, mitochondrial (gene mRpL38). Gene Ontology annotation, cellular component: mitochondrial large ribosomal subunit. Bases 40 to 1281 code for a protein of 413 amino acids. NCBI's taxonomy places the organism in Eukaryota, Metazoa, Arthropoda, Insecta, Diptera, Syrphidae. The transcript has 7 exons. The record is from RefSeq and is a predicted model, not a curated record.